Messenger RNA from Protopolystoma xenopodis, 615 nucleotides. Lineage: Eukaryota; Metazoa; Platyhelminthes; Monogenea; Polystomatidea; Polystomatidae. The record is from the annotation of a GenBank genome assembly.
AUGGUUGCAACCAUUCCUAUCCUCCGAAAUGAUACCUAUCAGCCUUAUAUUGCUGUUGGCUUGUCUGUAGAUCAUCUCUACAUCCUUCAAUUGGCCCCUUCUCCGUUUGACGGGAGGAAUUUAUCCGACUGUCAUCUGUUGGCUCACUGCGGCGAGGCUUGGCAGCAGAUAGCCUGUGCUCGUUUCGCAUGGAGUUUGGCCGUCUCGGGUCCUCAGGUAAUCGGUACCCUGCAAGCAGUUCACUCUGCUGCGGCACAUGCCACCCGUCUUGUCGGCCUCACACCUACGCAUCACUACCACCAGCCGCAUCAACAGUCACAACCACAACAACAACAACAACAACAACAACAGAAACUUGCUCCUGUCCAAACUCCCGUUGCCCCACGUGGAUCCUCCGAGCCAGAUCCCACUCUUCGUCCGCCAGGUUGCGCGCCUUUUCCGCCAGCUCUACCGCCUAAGCCAGCUUUAUCAACCGGAAUUGUGGUGAAUGGCUCUUCGGGCAUGAAGCCAGUCAGGCUAACCACUCUACGAGAGGUGAGCAUCUUAUCUGAUCAAGGUUUCUACCGAUGGGGACAUAAUGCUCGACAAAAUUACAUAUACAAAGCGCAACUAUAA